GGUGCACCUGGACUCGCCUCUGCGCCGGGCUGUGAGCGCACGGCUUACCAUGGCUGGGCGGUACGGCCGGCGCGGCUAGUGAGACGCCGAGCCGAGUGGAAUCCUUGCGUUAGUGUGUGGUCCUGUGGUGUUUACUCGUGACACCACAUCUGGAUAUCUGGCUAUUUGUGUCCAUCCUGCCUGGUGCCGAGGCACCACCUGCUGGGUGUUUGGACAGCGGCCGCGGUCCUCCCUAUCGGGCCGGCUGUCACCAACUCUCGCCCCCUAUCGGCGCGCCACGAGGCGGAGCCAUGCUCCCGAGAUGCGCGCGCCUGGCGAGGGGUGGUUCCUGUCGCCUGCCAGGCAGCACGGGUGUCGUCGGUCGACCCCGCUCCGACGGCGGUCAGUCGAUUCAUGGAGCCGCGCGCGAGAGGUCACUCAUCACGCGACGUGCAGCCUGUAUCGAUCGACGCUCGCUCGGAGUUCGACUCAGCUCGACCAUGGCUGACGGUUCGUCUGGGGCCCCGGCCGGCCCGACUCCGUUCUUCCAGCGGGUGAUGGCGCUGGUUGACGAGCUCCGUCUGACGGAGAGCGCGCCGCCCGACCGGCGCGAUCGGCCCGUGAUCGAGUUCCGCUCGCCCGAGGAGCUGUCGCAGCUGCUGCCGCUGGCGCUGGGCGAGCCGGCGUCGGACGAGGCCGAGCUGUUGCAGCUCUGCCGCCAGGUGGCGCGCUACUCGGUGCGCACCAGCGACUUUCGGUUCCGUAACCAGCUGUACGGCGGCGUGGACGGCUACGGCCUGGCCGGCGCGCUGCUCACCGAGUGCCUCAACACCAACCAGCACACGUUCGAGGUGGCGCCGGCGUUCAUCCUGUGUGAGGCGGCCGUGCUGGCUCACGUGCGCCGCCUGAUCGGCUGGAGCACCGGCGACGGCAUCUUCGCCGCCGGCGGUCCAUGUCCAACCAGUACGGCCUGCGCUGGCGCGCUACCGCCGCCACCCGCAGGUCAAGACCAGCGGCCUGUUCGGCCUCCUCCGAUGGUGCUGUUCACCUCUGAGGACGCGCACUACUCAGUGAAGGCAGCCCACUGGCACGGGUACGCAGGAAAUGUGGUGAGCGUUCCGACCGACGAGUGCG
Messenger RNA from Amphibalanus amphitrite, 1113 nucleotides. RefSeq names its product cysteine sulfinic acid decarboxylase-like. Gene Ontology annotation, molecular function: carboxy-lyase activity; pyridoxal phosphate binding. The record is from RefSeq and is a predicted model, not a curated record. Gene Ontology annotation, biological process: carboxylic acid metabolic process. Gene Ontology annotation, cellular component: cytoplasm. Lineage: Eukaryota; Metazoa; Arthropoda; Thecostraca; Balanomorpha; Balanidae.